Messenger RNA from Archocentrus centrarchus (flier cichlid), 1485 nucleotides. RefSeq names its product SIX homeobox 3b (gene six3b). The record is from RefSeq and is a predicted model, not a curated record. Gene Ontology annotation, molecular function: RNA polymerase II cis-regulatory region sequence-specific DNA binding; DNA-binding transcription factor activity, RNA polymerase II-specific. The transcript is spliced from 2 exons. Bases 41 to 880 code for a protein of 279 amino acids. Lineage: Eukaryota; Metazoa; Chordata; Actinopteri; Cichliformes; Cichlidae. Gene Ontology annotation, cellular component: nucleus; transcription regulator complex. Gene Ontology annotation, biological process: regulation of transcription by RNA polymerase II; eye development.
ACGCAUUCCGCCUCACUUUUAGCUUCAUUCUGCGAUCCAGAUGGUUUUCAGGUCGCCUCUCGACUUUUUCUCAGCCUCCCGCCUCCUCCUGCCGCACUUUACGGAUGGGUCCCCUGUCCUGGCACGCUCUCAGUCUCCGGAUGAUCCUUCCGCGACUUGCCCUCCUCUUGCCCUCCCAGGACUAUGUUUCUCUGCAGCGCAGAUUGCCAGCGUGUGCGAGACACUGGAGGAGACGGGAGACAUCGAGCGGCUGGCCCGCUUCCUCUGGUCACUCCCAGUGACCGCGGACGGCCGCGACACCAUCUCUGAACACGAGUCUGUGCAGCGGGCUCGCGCUGUGGUAGCCUUCCACACGGGAAGUUUCCGUGAGCUUUACCACAUCCUGGAGACUCAUCGUUUUACGCGCGCCUCGCACGCUAAACUGCAGGCGAUGUGGCUCGAAGCGCACUACCGGGAGGCGGAGAAGCUCAGGGGUCGGCCACUCGGACCCGUGGACAAGUACCGCGUGAGGAAGAAGUUCCCGUUACCCAGGACCAUCUGGGACGGAGAGCAGAAGACACACUGCUUUAAAGAGCGCACUAGGGGCCUGCUGAGAGAGUGGUACCUGCAGGACCCGUACCCUAAUCCGGGAAAGAAGCGGGAGCUGGCACAUGCCACCGGGCUGACACCGACCCAAGUAGGGAACUGGUUCAAAAACCGCAGACAGAGAGACAGGGCGGCGGCAGCCAAAAACAGUAACAGGUUGCAGCACCACCGUAUGUGUUCCGACAGAGCGCGUGCACUAAGCAGAGGAGGCUGUAGUCCAGACGGGAGCACAGAGCGCGCGGAUGGAGAAACUCUCCUCUCAGUAACGGACAGUGACUCUGACUUGGAUGUCUGACAAAUUACCAUUUGGGGGCCUGGCGCCCCGUGUUGGUUAACAGUGAGGAGAAUGUAUGUGGACAAACUCUGCAGGGUGUGCGCUGCAAUAAAUGCUCGGGGUAUAAAACGCAAUAUACCCCAGCCGAAUACAUCGGCGCAGGUUACAUGAACAUUUUGUCUUUUUCCAUUUUUGUUUUCAGUUUUUUGAUGGUCCCCAGGUACAAAUCGCGAAUUUUAACCACCGUUUUUAUUUUAACUGCAUCACUGGUUCACAUCUGCUCACCCAGUUUUUCAUGAACUUAAUUAAACAGGCAUCAAACGGUGGACCCCUGUUGGACUAAAACCCAGGGACCCCCCUAAAAAGAAGGGCCUUUACAGGUUGAAAGCUGCCAGUGAGCGAAUCACUCUCAUUUUCUCUAAUUUUUUCUUUAAUCAGUCUAGUUGUUCCUUUAGAGGCUCAUGGUGGACUCCUAAAUGUUUACUGUAGACAAUCAGCACCACUGAAUCCCUCCUGUCUGUAUUUUAAUAACCGUUGUUUUUGUUUUUGUUUAUUUGUUUGUUUGUUUGUUUUUCGGUCAUCUUGCCCUUUGCAUUAUUUAAAGUGUACUGUGUUGUCUGGGUCAU